AUGCUUAUCCUCAUCGCUGGUAUAACCGGAAUGGUCGGGCAGCCGUUGGCCCGGGAAGCCAUCGCCCAAGGCCAUUCAGUCCGUGGUCUAAGCAGAAAUGCUGACAAACUCGACAAAGAUAUCUCCUCCAAGCUCGAGUCUUUCGUCACUUGUCGAGAUUAUUUCGACACAAAUGCUUACAGUAAAGCUGUCCAAGGAGUUGAUGCCGUCAUUGCUGCUUUGCCCAUUUUGCCAAGCAUUGUUGGAGCAGGUCAGCUUUCUCUUCUGUUGGAGGCAGAGAAAGCAGGUGUCAAGGUUUUCCACGCUGCGUCGUGGAACUUUGAUUGGACGAAACUGAACAUGGGUGACCAUGAAACUUACGACGCCUACAUAUCUUUCAAGCGUCUCGCUGAAAUCUCGAGUGGUCUGAAACCCAUUUACGGAUUCUGCGGAUCGAUUCUAGAAUACAUGUUUAUCAACUGUAAAAAGGAUGGCCGUCGCCCUGCCAUCGACCCUGAGACGAAGACUGUUUCUUACUGUGGUACCGGCGAGGACAAGAUGUCUUUGAUCAGUGCCGACGAUUUGGCAAAGUAUACACUUGCAGCGAUAGCCGACCCUGAGAUCAUACAGCGCGGUGUUUAUUACGUCGAGUCUUUCCGAUGCACGAUCCCAGAGCUUGGUGACCUAUAUGGAAAAGUGCGAAAUAUCGAAGUCAAGAAACAACCCGUCGGUGGCCAACCUGAGCUUGAAGGAAUGCUCGCCCAGGCAAGGCAGUUUAUCAGCCCUUUGGAAGCAAACAAGUAUAUCGACUUGGCAUACGCACUUGCAAUUUUGAAGGGUUUGGCAGUUGCUGAUCCAAGUGAUUGCAAGAGAUGGGAUAUUACUCCCAUUGGAUUUGAGCAAUGGCUGAAGGAGCACCCUGAAGUCUGA
This is a messenger RNA of Fusarium pseudograminearum CS3096, 909 nucleotides long. RefSeq lists its product as uncharacterized. The transcript has 2 exons. Lineage: Eukaryota; Fungi; Ascomycota; Sordariomycetes; Hypocreales; Nectriaceae. The record is from RefSeq and is a predicted model, not a curated record. The coding region runs from base 1 to 909 and encodes 302 amino acids.